Molecule: messenger RNA, 630 nt
Organism: Humulus lupulus (European hop)
Lineage: Eukaryota; Viridiplantae; Streptophyta; Magnoliopsida; Rosales; Cannabaceae
Product: protein CHROMATIN REMODELING 5-like
Exons: 4
Coding region: 227-625 (132 amino acids)
Source: RefSeq, a predicted model, not a curated record
CCAUGUGACGGCGGCGAUGACGGCUCCUUCCUCGGAUAUAGGCAAGCCCUAAUCUGCUCGUGGUCCAGCCCAUCUCCGACCUAAAGCUUUGGCGUCUUCGCGCCUAACUCUCACUCCGACCGUUCGAUCGCUGCCCUCCACCCAUCUCCGGCGUAAAGCUCUUCUCGCUGCCGUGUUCCUACUUCUCUAUCUUCUUCACAGUGAUAGCCACAAGACUUUGGAUGAGAUGCUUUCUGAUGAAUAUUAUGAGCAAGAUGGGAAAGAGCAGAAUGAUUUAAUGCAUUAUAGAGGGUUUCCUUAUUCUUUGGGGUCUAAUUCUGAGCAACAACUAAAGCCAGCUGCAGGGAAUAAGAAUACUGCAAGAUCUUCUAGAGUCUUGAAUGGCAGUGAAAAUUUUAGCGAUGGUGAUGAAGAUGACAACAAUAAUGAUGAUGCUGAUUAUGAAGAGGAUGAAGAUGAAGAUGAUCCUGAUGAUGCAGAUUUUGAACCUGAUUAUGGCAUUACAAGUGAACGCACAUUGAAAAAGGAUAAAAAUUGGGGAGGUGCAGAAUCUGAAGCAGAAGAUGACAGUGAUAAUGAGCUGGAUAUGUCUAAUGAAGACGAUUCUUAUUAUGCAAGGAAAUAAAAAAG